Molecule: messenger RNA, 1825 nt
Organism: Ziziphus jujuba (common jujube)
Lineage: Eukaryota; Viridiplantae; Streptophyta; Magnoliopsida; Rosales; Rhamnaceae
Product: dihydropyrimidine dehydrogenase (NADP(+)), chloroplastic
Exons: 7
Coding region: 192-1466 (424 amino acids)
Biological process (GO): uracil catabolic process; thymine catabolic process
Cellular component (GO): cytoplasm
Molecular function (GO): NADP binding; iron-sulfur cluster binding; dihydropyrimidine dehydrogenase (NADP+) activity
Source: RefSeq, a predicted model, not a curated record
UGAGUAAAAUAUUCAAAAACUUCCAGCUGCUAAAUCAAUCAAACACUAACAGACGCAAAGGAUUCCUCUAAAUCCACGUUCCAUACAACUCUUCCAACCAAUCCUUUGAAUAUUAUAACUCAGAUUCAAUUAUUAUCAUCGCCUUCUUCUUCUACUUUCUGAGAUUUGCAGAGUAUUGCAAAGCUUGAUCCAUGGCGACUCUCAGUUUCAGUACCCAGAUCAAAGGCAAGAACCCAGUUCUUGAAUUUGCCAGGAAUCUUCCUCAGAAGAGUAUGGCUCGGUCUUCGAGAGUUGGGUUCAGGGUAUUUGCUUCUGAGACCCAAGUAGAACCUGAUCUUAGUGUCACUGUUAAUGGGUUGCACAUGCCUAACCCGUUUGUCAUCGGGUCGGGUCCACCUGGGACUAACUAUACGGUUAUGAAAAGGGCUUUUGAUGAAGGGUGGGGUGCUGUGAUUGCCAAAACUGUUUCGUUAGAUGCAGAUAAAGUUAUAAAUGUCACUCCUCGAUAUGCUCGGUUACGAGCAGGUGCCAAUGGCUCCGCCAAAGGACAAAUUAUUGGGUGGGAGAACAUAGAACUAAUUAGUGAUCGUCCUCUGGAGACUAUGCUAAAUGAAUUUAAACAAUUAAAAAAAGAGUAUCCGGAUAGGAUUUUAAUUGCUUCAAUUAUGGAGGAAUAUAAUAAAGCUGCAUGGGAGGAACUUAUUGAUCGGGUUGAGCAAACUGGAGUUGAUGCCCUAGAAAUCAAUUUCUCAUGCCCUCAUGGUAUGCCAGAGCGCAAGAUGGGUGCUGCAGUUGGUCAAGAUUGUGCACUUUUGGAAGAAGUUUGUGGAUGGAUCAAUGCAAAAGCUACAAUUCCUGUUUGGGCAAAGAUGACUCCUAACAUCACUGACAUCACUCAGCCUGCUAGGGUGGCUCUAAGCUCAGGAUGCGAAGGGAUAGCAGCUAUUAACACAAUCAUGAGUGUAAUGGGAAUCAAUCUUCAAAGCUUGCGACCUGAGCCUUGUGUAGAGGGGUACUCAACUCCUGGUGGCUAUUCGUCCAAGGCAGUCCAUCCUAUUGCACUUGCAAAAGUUAUGAGUAUCGCAAAAAUGAUGAAGUCAGAGUUUGGUGACAAGGACUAUUCACUUUCAGGCAUUGGGGGUGUUGAGACAGGUGGUGAUGCUGCGGAAUUUAUCCUUCUUGGAGCAAAUACAGUUCAGGUCUGUACUGGGGUUAUGAUGCAGGGGUAUGGCUUGGUUAAGAAACUUUGUGAUGAGAUGAAGGAUUUUAUGAAAUCGCAUAAUUUUUCAUCAAUAGAAGAUUUUAGAGGGGCUUCUCUUCAGUAUUUUACAACUCACACUGACUUGGUAAAAAGGCAGCAAGAAGCCAUUCAACAGAGGAAAGCAAUCCGGAAAGGAUUGCAGUCAGACAAAGAUUGGACUGGAGAUGGUUUUGUCAAAGAGACUGAGAGCAUGGUUUCUAACUAAAUAAUACAUAUCAUUUGUAAGCAUCUCCCUUGUACAAUUCCAAAUAAAAGGAUCUCCAUCUUUUACUGGUUGUGGGUUCAAAAAAAAAAAAAAAAAAAAAAAAAAAGGGUUCUUUUAAGUUGAAAAAGGAACUACAUUGUAUGAAUAUCUUAGUUGAUAAGUACCACAGAUAUUUUCUAAUUCACUUAAAGUGAAGUCAUGAGGAGCAUUCAAAUAUAAUAUGCAACUGAAUGUUCGAUAAGUUAAAAAAUACAAAGAAGGAAAAUCUGUACUUUGGCUUGCAAUAUACUUAAAGAAUAAAUGCCAUCGCAAAGACAUGUGGUUCUGUGUUUUGGUUCUUUGGUCGAUGGGUUUAUUUA